Hermetia illucens (black soldier fly) is the source of this 2130-nucleotide messenger RNA. RefSeq names its product sodium/hydrogen exchanger 9B2 (gene Nha2). The transcript is spliced from 11 exons. NCBI's taxonomy places the organism in Eukaryota, Metazoa, Arthropoda, Insecta, Diptera, Stratiomyidae. Bases 241 to 1908 code for a protein of 555 amino acids. The record is from RefSeq and is a predicted model, not a curated record. Gene Ontology annotation, cellular component: membrane. Gene Ontology annotation, molecular function: antiporter activity. Gene Ontology annotation, biological process: proton transmembrane transport.
AAAAUCGCUCCACUCAGUAAACGAUUGGGAGAGAUGAUUUUCACGAGAUUCCGAAAUAAACCCAGAACGGCUAAACAUGCAUAGAUAUUUCAAUUUGCGUUUAAGUCUGAUUACAAUGGAGAUUAUCGGACGCCAGUAAAAGCAAUAUCAGUGCCUUUGAACCGUGAAUGGAAAUAGUGCUUAAUAUUGGCGACUAGUUCGAUCGGUUUUGUACAGUGCCGCGCGACAAAGCUUUGAAAUAUGGUAGCUCAGAUAGAUGAUUCGGAAAAUGCUUGUUUGAAUAGGGAACGUGCCGGCCAAACACAACUCACAAUUCCCCAGCAGAAUGCAAUAAACGAUAUGGAGGAGGUUCAGAAAUCUGUAGAUACUGAGCAUGUUCCAGCGAAUCCCACACAUUAUGAAGGGCCACCCAUAUGGAAAGCAUUCGUUAAGAACUGGCCAAUUAUCUCACAGCCCCUGGCGUUGCUAAUGAUCUGCAUUUUGCUGUGGGCAAUCCUUUAUUCAGUGAUAACCGAUUUUGUGUCAGCUGACUCGAAACUCAUGCGAUUCGUCUAUUUGUUCGUUGGAGCACAGAUUUCAGGCAUUCUGGUCACUUUCAUACAUUUGCCGGAUAUGUUGGGGAUGCUCUUCUGGGGUGUUUUCUUCACAAAUAUUGGCCUGAGCAAUUUCAAAGGAUACGAGCGCUUGGAAUCAUUUCUUAGAGAUAUGGCCUUAAUAAAUAUAAUGCUGCUGGCUGGAUUAGGACUAGAAGUGAAAGUUUUCAAGAAACUUUUGGGAAUGGUCGUGCGGCUUUCUAUAAUUCCAACUGUGGCUGAAACUGUUAUAGUUGCUGUCCUUGCACAUUUUCUACUGCAGAUGCCGUGGUUGUGGGGACUGCUUUUAGGCUUGGUAAUCACUGCAAUCUCUCCCAAUGUCGUUGUUACUGUUAUGCUAAGGCUUAAGGAGCUAAAACUUGGCUUAAAUAAUGGGAUUCAUACAGUGAUUUACGCUACAACGACUUUCAAUGACGUAAUUGCAAUUUUCAUAUUCGGCGUAAUUUUAGGAACCGUUUUCUCCAAAGGAUCAACGACUGAGCAACUUCUCGUGGGGCCAGUUGGAAUGGGUAUCGGCAUUGUCUUUGGAUUUCUGUACGGGCUAUUACUAGCCAAUUUUCCAUCGAGAAAAGCGAAAUAUGCAGAUGGCCUACGAUUUGUACUAGUCCUCCUAGGCGGAACCAUAUCCGUGGUUGGAAGUAAGUAUAUCGAAUACCCCACAGCCGGCGCACUGGGAUGUGUCACAGUUGCUUUCUUCGUUCGACUAGGACUGCAUCGCAAGAAAAUGGACAGAGAGAGUAGCGUUCUCAGUAGUCGGCUCGACUUGCUGUGGAGAUUCAUAAAACCAAUCUCAUUCUCGUUAAUCGGCAAAGAACUUAAUUUCGGUGUCCUGGAUCCAAAAGUAGUGGGAAUUGGAACUGUGGUUAUUUUAUGUGGAUGUCUGUUCCGGCUGGUUUCAUCGUACUUAUCAACAUAUGGUGGCGGUUUAACAUGGAAGGAACGUGCUUACAUAACAAUAUCUGGUCUACCGAAAGCAACUAUUCAAGCGGCACUUGGACCGAUGGCUUUGGAUUUGGCCAGAUCAUUAAAUUCCAUUGAGAAUCUUGAGCUUGCUAAUAAUGUCCUGGUUGUUUCGGUCCUGGCGAUUAUAUUUACAGCUCCACUUGGAGCCGUGCUAAUGAUCCGAUUAGCUCCAGUAUGGUUGCAGGGGACCGAGCCGCAAACGGACAGCCAGAUGAUAAUUCCCGAUUCCGGUCGGGGCCGUGCCAUGGGACGAGAUGCCGAGUACCCAAUCCUAGUCGGAAUAAAUACAAUUACAACCACCCCAACAAUAAAUGAGCCGACCGAAACACAAACUAGUACAACUGCACGGUAGUGGCUGCGCCCUUAAUUUGUGAUUAACUUAAAGCUUUUGGGGCUGUUUAUGGAACUUUGAUACUUAAAUCUCGUAAAUUUUAACUUAAUUUAUUAUUGAAUUCAAAAUGACAUUGCUGUAAGUAAAGGAUACUUAAUUUUAUUGUAAUGCUGUAUAUCCUUGGAAUAAAUGCUUACUGGGCAAUUUCAUUUCCAGUAAUGGGAGCGAAUUGCGAAUAAAUUA